Molecule: messenger RNA, 3614 nt
Organism: Cydia strobilella
Lineage: Eukaryota; Metazoa; Arthropoda; Insecta; Lepidoptera; Tortricidae
Gene: polo
Product: serine/threonine-protein kinase polo
Exons: 11
Coding region: 182-1891 (569 amino acids)
Biological process (GO): protein phosphorylation; mitotic spindle organization
Cellular component (GO): kinetochore; spindle pole; centrosome
Molecular function (GO): ATP binding; protein serine/threonine kinase activity; protein binding
Source: RefSeq, a predicted model, not a curated record
CAUUUAGUAGAAAAUGUAUGUCUAUGAUUGGAGCAACCACAAAGCCGUUCCAAUUUAAAUUUUUAUUGCAACAGUCAUUAUCUGCUCAACAGUCGGUCGCUUUCGAACAGAUUCUUUGUGUAUAAUUUAGAGUAUUUCUUUCUUUAUUCGUUAUUAGUGUAUAAUUUUUACACAGUUUAAAAUGUCGUCUAAUGCAGAAAAUGAUAAGAAAUCCAUUCCCGAUAUUAUUAUCGACAAAACCAGGAACUGCAGCUAUCAAAGAUUACGGUUCUUUGGUAAAGGAGGUUUUGCAAAAUGCUACGAGAUCCAGCAUACUGGUACAAAAGAAGUGUUUGCAGGCAAGAUAGUGCCCAAGUCCAUGAUGACAAAGUCCAGUCACAAAGAGAAGAUGGCUCAGGAGAUAUCCAUCCACCGCUCACUGUCUCACAACCAUGUUGUAGGCUUCCACAGCUUCUUUGAAGAUGUUUCUAACAUUUACAUAGUCCUAGAGCUGUGUAAAAGGCGGUCUAUGAUGGAGCUCCACAAGCGGCGAAAAGCGAUCACGGAGCCAGAGACCCGGUUCUUCAUGCACCAGAUACUUGAGGGCGUGCGAUACCUGCACAACAACCGCAUUAUCCACCGUGACCUCAAGCUGGGGAACCUGUUCCUCAAUGACGAACUGCACGUCAAGAUUGGCGACUUUGGACUCGCUGCUAGAAUUGAAUUUGAAGGAGAGAGAAAGCAGACUGUUUGUGGAACACCUAACUACAUUGCACCAGAGAUACUGACUAGGAAAGGUCACUCUCUGGAAGUGGACAUUUGGAGCUUGGGUUGUAUCAUGUACACGUUACUCGCCGGGAAACCCCCCUUCGAGACCUCCUCUCUGAAGGAUACAUACAAGAGAAUAAAGGAGUGUGAAUACAGAAUCCCGUCAUCGCUGCGCAAGCCCGCGGUGGAGAUGAUCGUGAUGCAGCUGCAGGAGGACCCGCUGAAGCGCCCAUCCGUGGACAAGCUGCUGCAGCAUCAGUUCUUCACGUCGGGCAUCAUGCCCGCCGCGCUGCCGCUGUCCUGCCUCACCACCGCGCCGCGCACAGACCAGCUCGAAAAACUCGCGCUUCAGCGCCGUCCGCUACAUCAAAUCAAUUCUAAUGAUGAUGGACGUUGCGAUGAAAAGUUUUCGGUGCCCAAUGGACUUACGGAGUCUCAGUCAAACCGACAGCACCUGUUGUCUCUACGACAACAGCUCGUCAAAUUGCUCUGUAGUAAGCGUAAGAACCGGCUACAAGUGCUGACGGACGAGCUGAGCGACCCGGCCGCGCAGCCGCUCGUGUGGAUCAGCAAGUGGGUGGACUACAGCGACAAGUACGGCUUCGGCUACCAGCUGUGCGACGAGUCCGUCGGCGUCAUGUUCAACGACACCAGCAAGAUCGUCAUGCUAGCCAACGGAGUGAAUGUACACUUCAUCACUCGCGAGGGUCAAGAAAUUUAUUUAACUAUGGAUGAUUACCCGCCUGAACUCGUUAAGAAAAUGAAGCUUCUAAGUUACUUCAGGAGAUACAUGAGUGAUUACCUCAUGAAAACGGGCGCGUCGGCGGUGGUGCGCGAGAGCGACGGGCUGUCGCGGCUGCCGCACCUGCACCAGUGGUUCCGCUCCACGCUGGCCGUCAUCAUGUACCUUACCAACGGCGCUCUGCAGAUAAACUUCCAAGACCACACGAAGAUAAUACUGUGCCCGCUGAUGCAAGCCGUGACGUACAUAGACGUAGAGAAGAACUUCCGAACAUUCCGCUUCAGCACUAUCGAGAAGUACGGGUGCGACGAGAAGCUGUUCAAUAACCUCGAGUAUGCUCUAGAGAAAUUAAACUCGGUGCUCGGCAUGCCGGCCGUCACCCCGAUGAUGUCGUGCAGUUAGACGAGUUCGCCGGCGCCCACCUCGCCGUGGGUAGGGUAGCUAGCGCUACACUGCAAUGUUGACCGUCACUGACGGGCGGGCCUUUUCUACUUGGGAACAAUAUGAGCCAUAUCCGCAACAUGAUUAGUAAUACCUGUGUUAAAUGGCUUUCGAACCAUUCUUUUAUGAUAUUGUUUUUAACCACUUGAAAUAUUUUCUCAUAUAAUCAAUUUCACUACCAACAAUCUUUCUUUGAUUAGUUUUCUUAUGAUUGUUGCAUAGUAUUUGUUAGUUAUUUUUGUUAGUUCGCUUUCUAUAUGGCAAGUUCUUUGGAAAUAAUUAGCCUCAUGCAUGAAGUUUAUAUUUGAACGAAAUAUUUUUUAUUCAGAUGUUUGUUACCGUUAUAUCAUGUUAAAAAUGCUUUCCGUUAUUAAAUUAUCAUUUAAUUACUUAAAAUUAUAAAUAAAAAGUACAAAAAUUUGCCCGCAAAAAGCUAGUGAGCGAAACGCGCGAAACGCCACGUGACGUCACGCGUUCGACAGAUUAGUUAACAUAAGUGUCAGUAGUAGCAAACGUCAGUUGGACCGCCCAACGUGUGACGUCAUCACGCUCUGUCGAAUUCGCGCCAAAAAUUAUGAGCGUUUCAACCGCACAAAAUUUUUCAACAUUUUAAAUAUUUUUUAAUAAAAUAAUGUAAAGGUUUACAAAAGUAUUUUUAUCAUUUCCGAUGUUCGAACGAUAUAAAUUAUGAUUACAAAAAUAAAAAUAAAUUCAUGCAUGGAGCUAAUUGCGGUCUUGUUUUGUGCCCAGUAUUUAUGUUAUAUUUAGGCGAUGUUGAUUAAGGGUCGGUUGCACCAAACUGUUUGUCAGCGUUAAAGAGUUCGCUAAAUUUUAUUGUAUGGAAAGUUUCAUAGUAAACCGCCGCGGCGCGCCGGCAGACGUUAAUCAGUCUGUCAAGUGCAGAUGGUGCAACUGGCACUAAGUAUUGAACGAAAUAAAAUAGGUUUGUAGCUGUGAAAAACCAUUGUCUAAAAAGCCCUGGUGUUUGUAACUGGCUGGCUGGCUUUCGAUGUAUCGACGCUGAAAUGUACACGUUAUAAUGAAAAUUAAAUGUCCUCCUAGGACAGUACCUUUUACCUAUACCCAACGCGUUCUCUCUCAUGCACGUACACAAUUAUAUAAUCUCCUUGAGAUUACAUCUGGUUUUCAAAAUUACCCUUUUCGCAUAAAUGUCCUUUUUAGGGUUCCGUAGCCAAAUGGCAAAAAACGGAACCCUCAUGGAUUCGUCAUGUCUGUCUGUCCGUCCGUAUGUCACAGCCACUUUUUUCCGAAACUAUUAGAACUAUACUGUUGAAACUUGGUAAGUAGAUGUAUUCUGUGAACCGCAUUAAGAUUUUCACACAAAAAUAAUAAAUAAACAAUAAAUUUUGGGGGUUCCCCGUACUUAGAACUGACUCAAAAAAAAUUUUUUCAUCAAACUAAUCAUUUUUUUCUAAACUGAAUGAUAAAACUGAAAAAAUAUAUGAUGUACAUAUAAAUAUACCAUGCAAACUUCCACCGAAAAUUGGUUUGAACGAGAUCUGAUAAAUAGUUUUUUUUUAAUACAACUGAAACUCAAAAAAAAAUUUUUUUCAUCAAACCCAUACGUGUGGGGUAUCUAUGGAUAGGUCUUCAAAAAUGAUAUUGAGGUUUCUAAUAUCAUUUUUUUUCUAAACUGAAUAGUUUGCGCGAGAGACACUUCCAA